Molecule: messenger RNA, 2428 nt
Organism: Sebastes umbrosus (honeycomb rockfish)
Lineage: Eukaryota; Metazoa; Chordata; Actinopteri; Perciformes; Sebastidae
Product: delta-type opioid receptor-like
Exons: 1
Coding region: 1023-2051 (342 amino acids)
Biological process (GO): immune response; G protein-coupled receptor signaling pathway
Cellular component (GO): membrane
Molecular function (GO): G protein-coupled receptor activity
Source: RefSeq, a predicted model, not a curated record
UUGCAGUUAUCUGCAGUAGGUGUGAUAGCAGUUCAGUGUUUGCUAUCAAACCGGCAGUCAAUAAUUACCCUGAUUUCUGAAGGCAAACACUAUUUUUCUCUGUCUCUGUGAAUACAUCAUAUCUGUGUGUGUUUUGUGUAUGCGUGAGAAGGGGCAACGCUUAUAGAAAAUGUACAGAUCCUUUCAGAAAAUGAACAGAAACAAUGGACCCUGGGGAAAAAAGUAUGUUUGGCCCCAUUAGGCCCUCCCACAAAGAGCAGGCCAGCCCAUCUCUCUCCUGCUCUGUGAUAAUCAGUCCAGAGUUCACCUGCCGUUCACUCGACUUUAUCCUCUCUUACUGUCGAGCUAUUCACUUCUGCCAGAACUCUGUUUCUCAGGAGAUCCGUUCCUCGGAGGCAGGAAUGAAGCUGAUUGUGGAGUGCUGAGCACGGGGCCUGAUUGAGGACGUCACGUGGAGUGGUCGCCUGCUCCGAGGUGACGGGAAAAUCACACAAUCUACGGCAUUAUAAGCUCUCAACACUUCGACGCUCUCAACAAGAGAUGGAUGGAAACCUCGGCAGCUGAGAAAUCAGGAGUGUCUUGUCUUCAAUGGAGAGGUCUGAGGUUAUUUCACGCACUUUACCGCCACCCAGCCAAUCAGAGGUGGAGCUGAUUGCGAGGACUGGAGUGGCUUGAUUCACAUACAGCACACUGGAAGUACCUUGAACUCUAUUAUGAAAAUGGUCAUUUGCUGGAUUUUCACAAUGUCAGAAGGGACAUGAAUGUAUGUAAUCUACUGUAUGUGUAUUUAUUCAUGUUUAAAACAUCCACCUGCUGUCAUUUUUAUUGGUCAUUUUGUCAUCAACCUUUAGGGAAGUAACUGGAAAUCAGCGUGCUGUUAUUUCUGAGUAAACUGCUAUUGACUCACAGUAUGAGUAAUCAGGUAUUAUCAGUAGUUUUAUGACCAGCUUGAAAAUAUUUGACCCAACCAAAAGCCAACAGUGGUGGUAUGACUGGAAGACAUCUCCAUAACUGAGGACAGGAUGCUGCCGUGCAACUCUACGGGUUCAGAGGAUCUUCUGGGAAACAGCAGUCACGCUGGGCUGGAAAAUGUGGAGCAGGUCCUGGUCCCGAUAUUAGAUGUACUGAUUCUGGUGCUGGGAGUUGGCGGGCACACUGUGGUGAUGGUGAUCCUGUGUAGGAGGCGGAGAUGUAGGGUGGGAUGUACUGGACAGUCCCCUCAGAGCUCCAUGACCGGCACAGGAACCGACGUCCUCCUGCUGGCUCUGAGCGCUGCAGACCUGCUUCUGCUCUCCAUGCUUCCUUUCCACACUGCUGCCAUCGCCAUGCAGCGGUGGCCGUUUGAGGAAGUCAUGUGUCGUCUGGUGAGCUUCUUGGGUUCGGCCUGCUCCUCGGCCAGCGCCUUCACGCUGGCCGCGCUGGCUGUGUCUCGCUAUCUGACUGUGGUGCGGCCCGCCAGAGCCUUCGGCCUCCUCUCCCCUCGCCGGGUGUCUAUAGCUGCUGCGCUCCUCUGGGUCCCGGCCUGCUGCCUGGCUACUCCCCAGCUGGUCUUUCGCUUUGUGGAAACCCCAGGGCGAACGUCUGAUGGCCUCGCUUGCUUUGCUUUCCGGUCCCACACAGAUCAGCUGAUCUAUGGAUUGUUCCACUUCCUUGCGGCCUUCUUGCUUCCACUGGUCACCAUUGCGGUGGCAUACGGCAGCAUCUACUGGUUCCUGUGGGGGAGGCAGCACGCCGGCGGCGCCCCCCAGGUAGAGCGAUACCAGAGCAGAGUGACCCAGACGUCGGCCAUGCUCGUGCUAGCUUUUACCCUGUGCUGGCUGCCGUCCUACGGCCUGACGUUGGCCUUAUUGGCAGAUAACAGCUCAGGGGCCACUGGCGCCUCACCACGUUAUGGCCCCUUCAGCGUAUUUGCACGCUUCAUGGCGACCUCCUCUACGGUGAUGAACCCCAUCCUCUAUGUACUGAUGUCCCAAAAGUUCAGACAAGACCUAAUGAAACUGUUUGGGCGCAGGCAAAGAGACAGUGUUGCUGUGGCUAUGACUGCUGCCUGACAGUAUUACUAUCAACAACUAGGUUGAUAUAACUGAACACCUGACAACACAAACACUGAGUAAAUCCUACUGGGACUACUGGGAAUUACAGUAAAACAAUCACAAGCCGAGUUGCUUUGCUGAAAGACUUGCAUUAAAAAAAAAUGGACACAAUCGUUACCCUCACGAGGAAAGUCUACUUAACAGAGCAAAACAACAGCAUUCCCAACAGCAGGCAACAGCUUAACAACAUCCACUGGUAGUCUGGAUAUUGUAUAAGAAGAUCAAACCGGUAUCUUCGGGAGGAGCCGCUCCACAGGGACAGUAGGACAAACAAUCCUCAAUCAUGCAUUCCUUGUAAAACAGUUUAAAGUAAAGGCACUUUGGUCAAACAUUAA